Molecule: messenger RNA, 846 nt
Organism: Lachancea nothofagi CBS 11611
Lineage: Eukaryota; Fungi; Ascomycota; Saccharomycetes; Saccharomycetales; Saccharomycetaceae
Source: the annotation of a GenBank genome assembly
AUGAACGUUGAAAGUACAAAACCUCCGCAAUCGCUGCGGGAUAUCCAGCAUAUCAUUUUGAUUCUGUCGGGGAAAGGAGGUGUGGGGAAGAGCUCCGUCACAACUCAAACAGCCUUGACAUUGGCAGGUUUAGGCUAUAAGGUAGGUGUGCUGGACAUCGAUCUAACAGGCCCUUCCAUUCCCAGGAUGUUUGGAUUGGAGGGACACUCCAUAUACCAGUCAGAACAAGGCUGGAUCCCCGUAACUAAAUAUGAAGAUGGUUCCGGAUCGCUUAAAGUAAUGUCGCUUGGCUUUUUGUUGAACGACAGAGGCAGCAGUGUGGUCUGGAGAGGUCCUAAAAAAACUGCGAUGAUCAAACAAUUUAUUAAAGAUGUGGUGUGGGGUGAGCUAGACUAUCUCCUGAUAGAUACCCCCCCAGGGACCUCCGACGAACACAUUUCCAUUGCAGAGGAGCUUCGUUGGGCACAACCUGAUGGAAGUAUUAUAGUGACGACGCCGCAAAAUGUAGCUACUGCAGAUGUUAAGAAAGAGAUAAACUUCUGCCGAAAAGUAAAUCUGGAAGUACUUGGCAUAAUAGAAAACAUGUCCGGUUUCGUGUGUCCUCAUUGUGCUGAGUGUACCAAUAUAUUCUCCAAGGGCGGAGGCCACAAGCUUAGUCAAGAUUUGGCCAUUGACUUUCUUGGCAGCGUACCAAUCGAUCCUACAUUUGUUGAGCUCAUUGAGAACCAAAAAACUGAGGGCUCCAACUUAGUGGAUCUCUAUAGAAGUCAAGCUCUGUUUCCUGUAUUUCAAGAUAUUAUAAAGGCCGUUGAAAAGAAAGAAAUUCCUUCAAGAGUAUCUAAUUGA